GGGGACGCGGGCGGGGCGGGCGCGCGGCGGCCGGUCACGUUUCUGCCCGUAUGAAGCCCGAGCCGGGACGCGGCGGGCCGGUGGGACGCGGCGCGCGCGGAAUAUAUUGAUGACACUUUGAGAUUUAGGAAGAUCAUGAUUAGUACAUUUUUUGAGGUGUGAACUUCAGCUCUCUGCAGAAAGUGAACCUGGCUCAACUUGGUUUGCCUCCUGUAUCGCAGAGGUGUCCGGACUCUGUAAUGGUCAAAGAUUUCCAGUAGAAGAGGAUGAGACAAGAAUUAAGUGCAUGUGGCAGACUCUGGACCUAGGCACCUCAUGCUUUUGAUGCUAGCUGGGAGGGAGCUUGAUAAACACUUUUGCCACCUUUUCGUAGAAAAAACAGAUUUGUGCAUCUGUCCUUCCAAACAGAGUUUAUACAGAAGGAAAAUUCUGAAUAUGGCUUGAUUUGCUCUUGGUCUUGGCAGUGUUUCUGAUGAGUGUCCCACGGACUCUGUCAAGUUCUGGGGGUUUUCCUCUAGCUCUGAGGAGCAGAACCCUGAGCAGCAGCCUGGGGUCAGUGGAAACAUUUCUCCAUCAUUCUCCUUAAAAGAGCAGCUCAAGAUGAGUGAUUAUUCUGGACUUCCCAGUGACCAUAGCCAGAUGAUUGCUGAAGAUGCAGAAAUUCAAGCAAAGCCUGAACACUCUCAUGGAGUUCUUCAGGAAGAUAUUGAAAUGAGCAGUGGCUCCAGUGGAAAUGAUUCCAGUGGGAAUGACACAAAUGAAAACUAUUCAAGUGGGCAUGAUUCUCAUGGUCAUGAAUCUGAUGAAAAUGGGAAGGAUUCAGCAAUGCUCAUGGAAUCUUCAGACUGUCAUAAAAGUUCAAGCUCAAAUGCGUUUAGUCUGAUGAUUGCAAACUCUGAACACAAUCAGUCCAGCAGUGGAUGCAGUAGUGAGCAGUCCACUAAAGCCAAAACACAAAAGGAAUUGCUGAAAACUCUGCAGGAGCUGAAAGCCCACCUUCCUUCUGAGAAGAGAGUCAAAGGCAAAUCCAGUGUCCUAACAACAUUGAAAUAUGCCCUCAAAAGCAUUAAGCAAGUUAAAGCCAAUGAGGAAUAUUACCAGUUGUUGAUGAUUAAUGAAUCCCAACCUGCUGGUCUCAAUGUAUCAUCUUACACAGUGGAAGAAGUGGAGACUAUAACCUCAGAAUACAUCAUGAAAAAUGCGGAUAUGUUUGCUGUGGCUGUUUCUUUGAUAACUGGGAAAAUUUUGUACAUCUCUGAUCAAGCUGCUUCUAUUCUGCGCUGCAAGAGGGGUUAUUUUAAAAAUGCCAAAUUUGUGGAGUUCUUGGCACCUCAGGAUGUCAGUGUGUUCUAUACUUCUACCACCCCGUACAGAUUACCAUCAUGGAACAUUUGCAAUAGAGCUGAGUCUUCCACCCAGGAUUGCAUGGAAGAGAAAUCUUUUUUCUGUCGCAUCAGUGCGGGAAAGGAGCGUGAAAAUGAGAUUUGCUAUCACCCAUUCCGGAUGACUCCUUACCUUAUCAAAGUGCAAGAUCCAGAAAUAGCAGAGGACCAGCUUUGCUGUGUAUUGCUUGCAGAAAAAGUCCAUUCUGGUUAUGAAGCACCCAGAAUUCCUCCUGACAAAAGGAUUUUUACAACUACACACACACCAACCUGUUUGUUCCAGGAUGUAGAUGAAAGAGCAGUACCUCUGUUGGGAUACCUACCUCAGGAUUUAAUAGGAACACCAGUCUUGGUGCAUCUUCACCCAAAUGACAGACCCUUAAUGCUAGCAAUUCACAAAAAAAUUCUUCAGUAUGGAGGGCAGCCUUUUGACUACUCACCAAUCAGGUUUUGCACUAGGAAUGGAGAUUAUAUCACCAUGGACACCAGUUGGUCCAGUUUCAUCAACCCUUGGAGUAGAAAAGUUUCUUUUAUUAUUGGAAGACACAAAGUUAGGACGGGUCCCUUAAAUGAAGAUGUCUUUGCUGCUCCCAACUACACAGAGGACAGGAUCCUUCACCCCAGUGUUCAGGAGAUCACUGAGCAGAUCUAUCGGCUCCUACUGCAGCCUGUACACAACAGUGGAUCCAGUGGCUAUGGAAGUCUGGGUAGCAAUGGUUCACAUGAGCACUUGAUGAGUGUGGCAUCCUCCAGUGACAGCACAGGAAAUAAUAAUGAAGAUGCUCAAAAGGAUAAACCAGAGGUUUGUCAAUAUGCCCGUAAGGUCAAGAAUAAAGGACAGCGUAUUUUCACUGACAGUAAAGCAAAACUGGAUUAUAAGAAAGAGUCUUUUGCAGAAAAACAGAAUACUGCUGGUGGUCAGGUGAAAGGUGUAGGGGGAAAGGAUACUGCAGGAACAGCUGCUCCAAAAAAUGUGACUACUGAAGAGCUGGCUUGGAAAGAGCAACCUGUGUAUUCCUAUCAGCAGAUCAGCUGUUUGGACAGUGUCAUCAGGUACCUGGAGAGUUGUAACGUGCCUGGAACAGCAAAAAGAAAAUGUGAACCUUCAACAAGUGUUGAAUCACUGAGUUCUGGAGUUCAUGAACAAAAAGCAGCUGAUGAUUCUAUCCAGCCUUUGGGAGAUCCUGCUGUGUUGAAGGCAUCUGGUAAAUCAAGUGGUCCCCCAGUGGUUGGUGCUCACUUGACAUCUUUGGCUUUACCUGGCAAGCCUGAAAGUGUUGUGUCUCUGACCAGUCAGUGCAGCUACAGUAGCACCAUUGUUCAUGUUGGAGACAAAAAAACACAACCUGAAUUAGAAAUGAUAGAAGAUGGUCCAAGUGGAGCAGAAAUCAUAGAUGGCCAACUUCUUGCUCCUCCAUCCAGCUCUGCACACAUAAAUCAAGAGAAGGAGCCAUUUAAAAAACUGGGGCUUACGAAGGAGGUCCUUGCAGUGCAUACGCAAAAAGAGGAGCAGAGCUUCCUGAAUAAGUUCAAAGAAAUCAAGAGAUUUAAUAUUUUUCAAUCACACUGCAAUUACUACUUACAAGAUAAACCAAAAGGACGGCCUGCUGAACGUGGUGGCCGUGGACAAAGAAAUGCCACUUCUGGAAUGGAUCAGCCUUGGAAGAAAAGCGGAAAAAACAGGAAAUCAAAGCGGAUUAAACCACAGGAAUCUUCAGACAGCACAACUUCUGGAGCUAAAUUCCCCCACCGGUUCCCCCUCCAAGGGUUAAAUGCCACAGCCUGGUCACCAUCAGAGACUUCCCAAGCCAGCUACUCAGCGGUGUCCUUCCCCACUGUCAUGCCUGCAUAUUCCCUUCCUGUUUUUCCAGCAGCAGGGACGGUGCCACCGGCUCCUGAAACUCCACUCUCUGGUUUUAAUCACCUGCCAGACUCUGGAAACGCUUGCCCCGUGCAGCCAUCCCAGUUCUCUGCACCCUUCAUGACCCCCGUGGUGGCUCUUGUGCUCCCCAACUACAUGUACCCGGAGAUGAACAAUAACUUACCUCAGCCGCUUUACCCCAGCCAGCCCAGCUUCCCUGGCCAUCCCGCCUUCUCCUCGCAGACAGUGUUCCCACCACAGCCCCCCUUUGCCACCCCCAGCCCCUUCCCACAGCAGGCGUUUUUCCCAGCACAGCCAUUCCAGUACAACCCCCCAGCAGAGACUGAGAAGGCUCCUGCGGCGGAGCCGCGCAACGACCCCUCGCGCUCCUGCACCCCGCAGUCGCCGGGCCCUCAGGACCAGGCCUCACCGCCUCUGUUCCAGUCGAGGUGCAGCUCUCCUCUGAAUCUCCUACAGCUGGAAGAAACCACAAAAGCUGCAGAGAGUGGAGCUCCUGCGGGUUUACACGGAGCUCUGGGUGAGGAGGGAGCCAUGGGCAAGAUCAGGACAUCGGAUAACGGCAGCGGGAAGGAAUCCUUACCUGCUGAAUCUCCAAUGGAUGCUCAAAACAGCGAUGAGCUGUCCAUGUCCAGUGUCCUGCUGGACAUUCUGCUGCAGGAGGAUGCGUGUUCAGGCACUGGCUCAGCCUCCUCAGGGAGCGGGGUGUCUGCAGCGGCCGAGUCCCUGGGCUCUGGCUCCAAUGGCUGUGGCAUGUCAGGGAGCAGAACAGGUAGCAGUGAAACUAGUCACACCAGCAAAUACUUUGGGAGCAUUGAUUCCUCAGAGAAUCACCAUAAAACCAAAAUGAAGACAGAAAUAGAAGAAAGUGAGCACUUCAUCAAGUAUGUGCUUCAGGAUCCCAUCUGGCUGCUGAUGGCCAACACAGACGACACAGUGAUGAUGACUUACCAGAUCCCCUCACGGGAUUUGGAAACAGUUUUAAAAGAAGAUAAGCAGAAAUUAAAGCAAAUGCAGAAACUACAGCCAAAAUUUACAGAAGAACAAAAAAGAGAGCUUAUUGAAGUUCAUCCAUGGAUCCAGCAAGGUGGACUGCCAAAAACAGUUGCUAAUUCUGAAUGUAUUUUUUGUGAGGACAAUAUACAGAGCAAUUUUUAUACAUCAUAUGAUGAGGAAAUCCAUGAAAUGGACCUUAAUGAAAUGAUUGAAGAUAGUGGAGAAAACAACUUGGUUUCCCUGAAUCAAGUCAGUGAAGAACAAACAUAGCCUUUGAGCCUGUUGUUUUGAAAAUUGUUUCAAAACGACAGUGAAGGAUCCAAAAAGGUUUUAAUCUUUUAUCCAGCAGGAUGAAUCCAAUUCAUAUAAGCAAAUGUGUUUUUCUUGCUCUAGAAGAGUCAUUUGUGAAUGAAUCUCUUCUUAAAUGGUGGCAAUCUCUUCCCAGUAAGGACAUUGUUGAAGAUGGUAUAGCUUUUCUUUAAAAGACUCAUUUUGCACUUACAUGCCUCAAAUAUUUCUUUAUGAACUACAGAAACUUUCAUUGAUGCCUACUGUUUUUUGUAGAGUGGGUUAAGAAGUGCUGAAAAUCUCCUCACAUACGUACGGUUCUUCAAAUCUCCUUUUGGUGAUGAUUCAGCAUUAUAAAUUGUUGAGCAAUUUUGCUUAGUGGCUCUUUAGCAUUGUUCUAAAUAUUUGAAGUGGUCCAGCACAGUAGAAGAAAUAACCUUCCAGGAAAUCAAGUCACAUUGCCCUUCUCAUACCAGUUGAUCCCAUCCUCUUUGUUUGUCUCCUCCAGUUUUGAAUGUAGGAACAUUUUUUUGUCUAAGAGGGAUGUUGAGCUAAUUUUGUAAGAUGGUCUGGGGUUAAAGUUCACUUUGAUGUGUAAUUAUAGAGGAGUGCUGACAACUUUGUAGCCUUUUAUUGAAAUGGACACUGCAAAACUGGGAACUGUUUAAUACCUUGAAGCAUAAUUUCUGAGAAUGUAUACUCAAGAAAUCCUUGUGCUUAAAGAUUUUAAAACCUUCAGACCACAGAGGAUGACUGGCCAUGCUCCAGUGGCUGUUAGACAGAGCUUGGGGUAACUUUAACCUUUAUUUCUGACUUAUUCUGUCAGGAGGUUGGCCAUCAGUUUUUCCAAUGUGGCUAAACAAACAUCAAAUUUGUAUGUGGCAAGGAAGGAUUAGAUGUGUCUAGUCAUUUGAAGAUAGUUCUUAUAAAAAAGAAGUGAUUUUGAGAAUAGUGUUGACUCACUCUGUUUGAUUUACACAAUCUCAGAUUUAGUGUGGCUGGAAUCCUUUGCUGUUGAAGAUUUCAUUUUAAUGCCUCUGAGACUGUAUUGACUUGAAUAUGUGUACUUUAUGUUCUUGUGCUAUUUAUGUCUGUAGGAUGUGGGAAGAGAACACGAGAGAGCAACUUUUAAUAUGUUGGUUAGUUAAAGGGCAUUUAGUUGCUGUAUUGCUAGAUGUCAGCUGUAAGUCUUGGGGUGAAAAAUGACGAAAGUUAAUUCAAUUAACCUUGAUACAUUUGUCUUAAAAUAUGUUUCAUGGGAAGCAUUUCCUUUUUUAUGAGGAUAACAUUUCUAUUCACUGAAAUUCAAGGUUAUUUUCAUUCUAUACAAAGGUUUCUCUUUGUAUACAGAGAGGAUGUGAAGUUAGAUCUGACACCAAAACAUGCGAAAGCGACUGGUAUUCACUUAGCGGAAGAAAUAACUUGUUUCAAGUAAUUAGUUAUUAAUUGGAAAAUUUGCACUGGAGACAGGUUCUGCAGGUAGCAAAGUGUGUCAACUUGGGAAACAAGCAGAAUCACAAUCUUAAAAAAUAAAUAAGUAUCUUAAGUGUAAUGUGAAGCACUACCCAGCAAGAUCUGAUUCCUGUCUUUAACAGCUGAGCAAGGUCAAACGUAAAUAUUUGUAAAUACAAAGUGAAUGAGAAAUUUUCCAGUGUUGGUGUUCACGUCCACUGUAUUAAAUGUUUUAAUCAUAAAUGGAACAGUGCAGCUAUAGCAACAUAUGAAAUGUAUUUCAUUUUUACAUGGAGACACAAACAUGGACCAGGGUUUGAGAAAAAUAAAAGCUUUAUAUAAAAGGAGUGCAUCAUAGUUAUACAAAUAAUUUUCAAAGACUUCUCAACCACUUUGAACUUCUUUGCUUUAGCAUGCUUUUUUUUCCCUACCAUGUCUUUUUUUAUUUGUCCUCAUUUCUUUUAUUUUUUUUUUUCGAUGACCAUCUUGUAACCAUAACUUAGUGGAAGGAAGAGAAAAGUACAUUUAGAGCAUUUUGUGGAUGUGCUUACUUAUGGACUUAAUCUUGCAUCCUUAAAGUGUUUGCAUUUACAGGGUGGUAUUAAAAUAUUUUCCUGUAACUUUAAAUCUACAUGCCUCCAUUUAUAGAUAAGAUUCUGAAGCUGUAAUUUUUCCAAACUGUUGUAAGAUGAUUUAUUUGUGAUGACACUUUGUCAACAUGUCAACAAUGUUUUCUGUACACUGUGCAAUAUAUUUUGGUUUUGCCACUUGUGACUAAUUUUUAUGACUUUGCUUUUUAGAAAACUGGUAAAUAAAACAAAUAUAUUUUUAGUUGCCUUUUUGUUCCUUGGGGCUUCUACUCCAAGCAAGAAUUCAGAAUAUGUGCUUUACUGAUGGUAUGUGAACUGGUAUUUCAAACUCUGGCUUCCUGUCCUGGGGUUAAAUUGCUGCCAGUUUUUCUGACCUCUACAUUUAGUGGUCACAUGAAAGGCUCAGUCUUUAUGCUGAGGAGCUGUUCUGAAAUCAUGUGCAGGUUUCCUGGCAGAGCACGUGCAGCCGGGCUCUGUGCAGUUAGAUCUGCCAGAAGACACCUUGAUUGUGCUUUUGGCUUUGUCCAGUGUCAGCCUGAGCUUUUUUACAGGGUGGCUUAGGGACAGAGAAUUCCAGUUACCCCCCUGGGAUUUGCUCUGUGCAGUGAUUUUCAGUCUUCUGUCGAGGUGUGAGGUGGUGUCUGAAGAUUGAUAAAACUUUCCAAGCCGGAGUGCUCCCCUGUUGGUGUUUAAUUCUCUGUGAGGGGAGCAGUGCUGGAGCUCAGGGCUUGGACUCCCCCUGUCCACGAGGGACUCAGGUUAUGACACCCUCAUUAACUGGUUUUUUCCAUGGCUGUGUUUUGAAUGUUUGUGGAAUUUUUUGAAUAGAGCAAGCUAGUACAAGCCCUGAUUUGGUCAUAAAGGACCCAGAUACUUCUGUAGGCUGCACAGUCGAGGUGUUUGGGUACCACAGAACAGUGCAGCACACAGGUGAGUCACAUUCACACCCGAGGGCACAAUGGUGGGAGUGUGCACUUAAUUGCCAAGACCUGCAUUUUAAAACAUGCUUGUUGAACACAUCACCCAAGCCCCUUUGCAGUCUUCUGAAUGAACCCUAAAUUUGUGGGCAGUUUGUCUGUCUGCAAACAUUUCUGUCCUAGCAGCCCUUCAGGUAAGUGUGCAGAGCAGAGAUGUGGUGAUGGAGCUUCGACAGAACUCCAGACCUGAGCGUCGCCCACCCAAACGGGGUCCCUGUGCCCCUCCAGAGCCGCUGGAUUUGGAUGCAAGGUCUGAUAACGAGAGCCUUGGGAGCACUGAGGUGCUGCUGGUGGGAUAAACUGCCAGGUAAUGUUCCACACGAAUUUCUGCUUUUGAUUAUUUUUUUUCAAUUGUGAAUGUAGUAAGAGUAUGAGUUAUGUGUGGCUUCAGGUCUUCCUGUACUCCUCCUUGGUGAGGUAUCUCCUGUCAGCACCCAGAGCCACGGGCUGGCACUGCAGAGCUGUAGGGAGGAGCCUUUGUCCGAGUUUGUCCCACGUCAGCAGCCCCUAGAUGUCACUGGUGUCCUGGGAUUAUCUUUGGCAGCAUUUCCACCCGUUGGUCUUUAUUCAGUUUGCUUGUAUAUUUGGGCUGUUGAGUUUGUCAUGGCAUUAUUUGAUGUGAAGUGAAAGCUCUGUGGCUUGAAUUUCAAAUAAGAUGAUGGCAAAAUUCAUACUGAAAAGCUGUUGGCACAGCGGCAGUAAAUGUAAACAUAAGCUCUGUUUGGAAAAAGGAAACAGACUGCUGAAAGCAUCAGGUUUUAGUCCACUUAACAGCUGUCAUGAAUUUAGAGGUGAAAGAAGAUGCUGUCCUUACUGAGAAUUAGGAUCCUUGAUGGUUAUUUUGUUUCUAAGGAUGGCAAGAACCCAAGGCAUUGAUAAGCCUUUGACCCAAAAAAAGAACAUGGUGAAAUGUGUUGCAUGUUUCUGGCAAAGUAACAAACAGAUGACUUGAAGGAGGAUAAGGCUUGUAGGUGUAACUUCCAGAAAUUCCACUGUUUAAUUGAUCACAAGUGCUUAGGAGCUUAAGACAUUUAUUCAGUAUGUUGAACAAGGUAAUGAAAAGCUCAGAAACUCCUUUUUCUCAGGCUGUGGAAAAGGAACUUAUUUUUAGGGGUGGUGCACAAGGUGUGCAACAGCUUUGUCUCUGCUUCACUGAAACAAAAUACCAAACAAACAAAAAACUCACCCAAACUUCCCCAGGCUUUCCAAGCGGAAAAGCAACAUAAGACUGGGUAGAAACCGAGGCAGCUGAUCUCUUAAUCAUGGGUAUUUCUCUGGGUAUGUGCUGAUAAAACAUGAGCUCCCCCAGGCUGCUGUGCAGCAGCAGUGUGUGUGUGGUGAGGUUUCAUUCCCUGGGAUUUCUGGCUCUGUAGCUGUAGACAGAAGCUGCUGUGGCAGCACGUGAAGUGUUUAACCUCGGUGGAUGAUACAGAGUAUGAGAACACUUGCCACUCCCUUAGAAAAUUUUUUUUGCUGAAGGACACGUUGUUAGAGGCCCCAUGUCCUAAGGCGGGUGCUGUGGCAUGGCUGAGGGAUGCCCAGGGGUGGGACAAUGCUGUCUGUGUAGCAGGAAAGGGAAAUGAGCACCUGCUGCACUGGGGUGAAAGGUUUGGUGGGGCAGCCACUACACCCUCAGCCCUAGAGGGAUGUACUGCUUUGCACUUCAUUUUUUUUUCAUUUGUUUCAGAGACAAAUACAGGGGUGGAUUCAAAUUUCCUGGUAUUCCAGGAUUUGUCGAGGUGUACUUCUCACUCCUCAGUCUGUAGUAAAACAGGAUAUAGUGAAUUUACUGCUCUCUUUAAAUUGUUACAGUGGUCUAAAAGUAAACUGCUUGUGUUGCUGUUGCACUGCCUGCUUCAAAAAUUCUACUUCUGUCCAAGAACUUAAUGGCUAUGCUUUUCCUUUUUAAAAAAACCUGACUAUUGCUUGUCUGAUGUAAGGUCUACUGCUUUCCCUUCUGUUGAGCUGACUCCCUUGGAAAUCUGUGGCCUUUUUGUACAGGGUGCUGGAUGAAUUCAGCAGGUGUCCUUCUCUAAUUGGCUGUACUCUAAUUUGCGUGGCUGUGGGAAGCAGCAGAAGGGUUGGGUGGGAGGGCUGUGCUCACCCUGCUUUGCUUUGGAGGAGCACUGGGGCUGGAGCAGUUUGGGGUUGUGGUAUCUGGCAGGAUGGGCCCGAUUCUUUCAAGCUCCCAGGUGAGUGAUACACAGGAUUUACACCAAUGAUUUAAUCUGGGCCAUCUGUCCAUUCUGUUUGCUGUCACUUUUGUUCCUCCUGACGUCCUCUCUCCGGCGUUUAAGUGUUCGCAGUUUUGUUGGGAGCAUGUAAAGACUGAGGCUGACACAUAAAUUAGGCUCAGGACUUUCUUUGUUCUUGUGUUAAUAAACUUCUCUCACCUCCUUUAACCUUCAGUCUCAGUUUUGAAUACUGGCAGAUCUGUCCUCACAUAUUUUGGAGAACAAUUCUUUUGUGGUUCAGUUGUGUUUCUAAAUUUGGUUAAACCCAGGGUUUUCUGCUGAAAAUGGUUAAUUAAAUUGCAGAGUAUCAACUUUGUGCUGAGCAGUACCUGCAAUGCAGAGGUGCUGUUUCUUCUAGAGUCCUAAAAUACGAGGUUUGUUUCUGCAGCACUAGAGAAUUCUAGGAAACAAAAUCAUGUUAUUUUUCUCUUGCAGUGAGAGAACACAUGUAAUCUACUAUACCAACCAGAGUAUUUCAGUAUCAAAUGGUAUGUAAGUGAACCAUUUUGUGUUUUUCAUUGUUCAAUGUAAUAGCUAUCUAAUAGUGUCGUUUCUCUUCCUGUUUAGGCUAAAUGAGGUUUCAAUUUACUUAAAAAAAAAAAAAAGAA
Molecule: messenger RNA, 10406 nt
Organism: Prinia subflava (tawny-flanked prinia)
Lineage: Eukaryota; Metazoa; Chordata; Aves; Passeriformes; Cisticolidae
Gene: PER2
Product: period circadian regulator 2
Exons: 26
Coding region: 601-4527 (1308 amino acids)
Biological process (GO): entrainment of circadian clock by photoperiod; circadian regulation of gene expression; negative regulation of transcription by RNA polymerase II
Cellular component (GO): nucleus; cytoplasm
Molecular function (GO): transcription cis-regulatory region binding; transcription corepressor binding
Source: RefSeq, a predicted model, not a curated record